Wallemia mellicola CBS 633.66 is the source of this 435-nucleotide messenger RNA. RefSeq lists its product as hypothetical. Bases 1 to 435 code for a protein of 144 amino acids. Lineage: Eukaryota; Fungi; Basidiomycota; Wallemiomycetes; Wallemiales; Wallemiaceae. The transcript has a single exon. The record is from RefSeq and is a predicted model, not a curated record.
AUGACUCCAAUCAGAAAAACACUUGCAUUUCUGGCAAUAACCACCACUUCAGUAUUAGCCUCUGAUAUACACCCUGCACCAGAGGUGUGUUGUGAUAGCAAGUUUUAUACCUCGGCUAGUGAAGCAAAGCAAUUAGUCAAAGAUUUAAGGGCGGGGAAAGUAGAUGGUGACCAUCAUUGGUUUGAAAAUGGUGAUACUAUCUGGGAAUCAAACGGUGGCACAUUUUCAGGUACAGGCAGAGCUGAUAGAUUACAAGCAAUUAUCGACAAAUGUACUAGCGAUGAUGGUAAAAGCGUAGCUGGUCAUGAUUGUCUUUAUGACUUGAACGCAAGCAGCAACAGUAUGUGUCUGUACAAGGGACCACAGUCAGGCUGUCAUUAUGGUGACAACUGUCUUGACCUUCACUUUAACAAAAGUAAAUGCUUAUACUGGUAG